GGAGAUGAAAGCUAUUGAUUACACGGAUUUCUCGCGCUUGUUACCGUUUUAGUUAUGAGACGCGUAUUAUUUAACUGAAUUACAAUAUCGAAGCAAUGCAACCAACACAAGCAGGAAAUCGGAUUGCAUUAUUUAAGAAGCUUAUCUGGGUGAAAAACCAUCUGGUUUAUUUUUGCGUUGGCGCGGUGCUUUGCGGAACACGUGAUCUUUUCCAUCCAAUCAUGGCGCUGCAACGUUAGUCAUCGUCUUCUUUGUUCUGGAUUUAUUAACUUUGUUGACUGAAUAUUCGUUUACAUUUUAAGGAUUAUUCAAAACAGAGUCUUUUAUCACUAAGGAAUGCUGUUAGUGCUGUGACGCUUAUCAAAAAGACGACAUGGUUCUCGAAAUCUUGUUUAAAACGGGGUUUCAAGCGAUACGAGCGGUUGAGUAUGUGUCACGUGACUCACCCUGCCCCCACGUCGAUCCAAUGAAUGGGGAAGAAGAAGUCGGACAUGUUUGAGGGUAAUGUGCUGAAUAAAGAAACGUGGCCGAGGACAAGAAGAAAAAACAGGAUUUUUUAAAACAAUGAGGAAUUCGAUAUUUUCUGUUUUUCCUUUUUAUUUCAUUUAAUCUGGAUAGAGGUAUAUGGAAGGAGACCUGUUUUAAAGACAUUUCUUAUUAUUGUUCAUCGUUGUUUAAACAAGAUUUAAAUUCGACAUUUUUAUUUAAACAACGUACAGAUAAACACAUUUGGCCGAUUAAGUGCGUUUUUUGGCUUCUAACAAUCUGUGACAUUGUUUCAUAUCUGUAACCUUGGCAGUGGGGGAUGGGCGGCAGUAUAGUUUCUAAAAAUCUGUUGUCCCUGGCGAUUUUACAUUUUAAAACUUUCAAAUGUUGUAUGUUUUAAAGUUACGUGACUUUUCAGAAAGAUUAUGUGCGUUUAUCGUUUUAGAAGGGAAGUCUGUUGUAGUUCAGCCGAUUACUGAGAUGAUGUAACCUGGGUAAUUAAAAAUGUCGAUGAGAUCAGUUAAUAUUGAUAGGUGCCGCAUUAAAUAAAAACUUAAUAAGGCGAACAAACGUAUUUGAGUUACGAUGAUCAUUUUGGUGGUUAGAUUUCGUUUGUGGCCUAAAAUGUUGUGCGUUACUAUUCUAGAACUUUCGAUUAAGAAUGCGAUUACUUUUCAUCGUGUAAUAAUUUGUCUUUUCGGUUAUUUUUGCGUGUUCAGGUUCAUAUUAUAGUCGUGUGUUAUAGAUUUAACCACCGAAAUUCGUCGUUUGAAGGAACAAAGUUGCUGCGUCAUUUUAUGGCGGACACUCCUUGUAGGCCAUGUUGAAUCGACCGAGAAGUGAAGGGCGUCGAGCACGGUUUAUGUGUUUGAAUACUAUUACAGGCUUUACGUUUUUUAUUUAUUUACCACGAUGCGUUUUAAUAUUGUGUUGUUUUAAUUACACAAUAUUACACCUUUCUGUGUUCGAUGUCGUCGUAUUUUCCCUGUAGCCUUUAGGGACGUGGCACUACUACAAGUUUUUGUUAAACAAUACUUUGUUUAAGUGAAGUUUUGUAGUCUUAUUUUAGGAGUUCGGGGAGCUAAAAACGAGGUGAGCUCUGUGUGUGCGUGUGCAGCAUUUGCUUCACGCGCGUGACCAAUCGGCUGAACCAAUGGCGUGUUUCCAACUUGCCCUGGAUGAUCGCGCCUUAGUUUUGGUGGACCAAUCAGCGAAGCUUGUUAGAGAUACGUUGACGUAACAGAAACCCCUGAGAAACGUAGUGUUUGUUUUCCUAUCCUUGCGUGUUUAAAACUACUCUCGAAAACAUUUGAUUGUAUUAUUGUCUCAUGUCUUGAACGAUAGUAGUUCACGUACAAAUGCUUUAACCUGCGAAAAUCCACGAAUUGUUCUGAAAGUGCUCUAAAGGCGUGGCCUAUUUGACGGACGUCUAGAGCGGCCUGUAGCAAAUGCGUGGGGGUGUACUAUGGCAUUACAUCAGCCAAUGGCGUCGUCGUUGGGUUUAUAAAAAGUCGGGCGGAGCCUUCGCGUCGCCAUUUCAUUGUAGCUGUGAGCUGGAUGAUAGAGGAAGUCUGAAAAACAAGGCCGCGAAACUCGGAUAUUCGAACGAAACCGGUUAAUAAACUGAAUCCGGAUCCAUCCCGAUGGAGACGGCCAUUAGCCCGCCCUUUGACAGCUCUUUGGGCGGGAACGACGGCAUGCAAGGGGCCUUAAUGAUGGAUCAGGCCAUCUCCGGCCCUGGCAAGCGCAUCCGCAAGCCGUCGUUGCUGUAUGAAGGUUUUGAAGGGCCUGCUCUGCCCCACGCACCUCCAUCCGGACCCCCUCAACCCCCCGUGCGGGACAUUAAUCGACCGGGCCGCAUGACCAACCAGCUGCAGUUCCUUCAGAAGGCUUUAGUUAAGACACUGUGGAGGCAUCACUUCGCCUGGCCAUUCCACGAACCAGUGGAUGCCUCCAAGCUCAACCUCCCAGAUUAUUAUAAAAUCAUUAAACAGCCAAUGGACAUGGGCACCAUCAAGAAAAGAUUGGAGAACAAUUAUUACCGCAGUGCUGGCGAGUGCAUGCAGGAUUUCAACACCAUGUUCACCAACUGCUACAUCUACAACAAGCCGACCGAUGACAUCGUCCUGAUGGCUCAGUCUCUGGAGAAGGCUUUCCUGCAGAAGGUGGCCCAGAUGCCCCAAGAGGAAGAAGAGAUUCCCUCAUCUGCCCCCAGAGGCAAACCAGGCAAACCCCCAAAAGGCCGCAAAUCAGGCAUAGGUGGAGUAACAACAGCUCAUCAAGUUCCUGCUAUAUCAUCGGUGUCCCAGUCAUACUCCCCACCCACUCCUGACACCCCUGAUUCAAUCCUCUCCACUCCACCGCAGAUGCUAAUAACAAAGACACUGGCCCGCCAGCACAGCACCCCCGCACUGCUGGGGCUGCCCCCUACCCAGCCUACUGCUAAGAAAAAGGGUGUCAAACGCAAGGCAGACACCACCACCCCCACCACCACAGGCAUGCCCCUCACCAUGGGUGUGGGUGGCAUGGGUCUCGGAAUGGGCGGAGGUGACUCCCCUCUUACCCUCUCCACUUUAGGGGUUGACCCUAAACAGGGCCUGUCUCUUGGCAUGGUCCACACCGGAGGCCUGGUCGGAGACAACGCUCUGCCAAGACGUGGAGGCAGCGGCAGACCCAUCAAGCCACCACGGAAAGACCUGCCUGACUCCCAGCACACACACCAACCGGUGCGGCGGGGGAAACUGAGCCAGCAGCUUCGAUACUGCAGCGGGAUUCUCAAAGAGCUGCUGUCCAAGAAACACGCAGCCUACGCAUGGCCCUUCUACAAGCCGGUGGACGCUACAACACUGGGACUUCAUGACUAUCAUGAUAUUAUCAAAUAUCCAAUGGAUCUGAGCACAAUAAAGAGGAAAAUGGAUCACCGAGAGUACAGGGAUGCGCUUCAGUUUGCCGCUGACAUCAGGCUAAUGUUCUCAAACUGUUACAAGUACAAUCCUCCAGAUCACGAUGUGGUGGCCAUGGCGCGAAAAUUACAGGAUGUGUUCGAGUUUAGCUUUGCCAAGAUGCCCGACGAGCCCCUGGAGUCCCUCGCACCUGCCUCCCUGGGCGGCGGAUUGGGUGGUCACUCUUCUUCCUCCUCCUCAUCCUCUUCGUCAUCAGAAAGCGACAUAAGCAGCGAGAGUGAGAGCAGCCUGAGCUCCGACAGCGAGGAGGAGAGAGCGCAUCGCCUGGCCCAACUUCAAGAACAGCUUAAGGCGGUGCACGAGCAGCUGGCCGCGCUGUCCUCCACCCCCAUCGUCAAACCCAAGAAGAAGAAAGAAAAGAAGGACAAGAAGAAAAAGAAGAAGCCGGAGAAACAUAAGCGAGGCAGGAGCACGAUUGAGGAGGAGGCCAUCAUCCGGCCAGCAAAAACGCCAAAGCUCUCAAAGACACCAAAGAGCAGGAGGAAUAGCAAAUCAGCAGCGUCGUCCACUCAGGGCAAGAAGAGCUCCAAUAAAAAGAGCAGCAAGAGCAAAUCCUCAAAGAAAUCUGCCUUCAACGCCCAACCCGUGAGCCACGGUGGUCUUACUCCCCACUAUGAUUCAGAGGAAGAGGAGGAGACCAGUCCUAUGAGCUACGACGAGAAACGACAACUCAGCCUUGACAUCAAUAAAUUACCGGGCGAGAAACUGGGUCGCGUGGUGCACAUCAUCCAGUCGCGAGAGCCAUCGCUGCGUGACACCAACCCAGAGGAGAUCGAGAUUGACUUUGAGAUGCUCAAACCGUCCACGCUACGUGAGCUGGAGAGAUACGUCAUGAUGUGUUUACGGAAGAAGCCGCGGAAAUCAUUUGUGGGAACCAAAAGCACUGCAGGUAAAACUCGUGAGGAGAUAACUUUAGAGAAGAAGCUGGAGCUGGAGAAAAGACUGCAGGACGUCAGCGGACAGCUCAACUGUAAUAAAAAAACACAGAAAACCAAAGUGGAGAAGCCCACUGGGAUGGAACCUCAUGCUGUGGCUUCGCGCCUCAGCGCUAGCAGUUCCAGUUCAGACUCAUCUUCCUCAUCCUCAUCUUCCUCAUCCUCUGACACCAGUGAAUCUGAUUCAGACUGAACUAAAUAAAAACUCUCAUGUCGAAAUGCACUCCAUCCCAGAAACAGAAAGAAGUUAACAGAACGAAGAGCAUUUAUCGCAUUAAGCAUUGUGAGGGUGAAGAAUUCUGGGAACUAUUGGACAAAGACGUGACUGAAAAAUAAGGCUUCGUUGUCUCGUUUGGGACUUGUUUCCGUUAGUCCAUUCUUGUGUAUAUAAAUGUACAUAGAUAUAAAUAUCUAUUUUUUCUUUUAUAAAGAAGAAUUUUAAGGAAUUCCCUGGUAGGGAAAACAAAAGAUCUUGACUUUUUUUGCUUUUGUGAAUUUUUUCUCUCCCUCUUUUCGUUUGACCUAUGAGUUGUUUGUCAAAAGAAAACAAAAGGCUCUGAGAGGUAACUGCUGUCACUUUUGUUUGCAUGAGCGAAUACGUGUGACGUAUACACGCUUGCGCGUACGUGGAUGUAAUGAAGCUUGGUUGUACAUUUGAAUGAACCUUCUAAGCGUUAGCGAAAACAGAGCUCCACCUAUUCAAAUGCCAUCUGUAUACCCAGAAGUCAGGAGAAUGGGGAAUAACGCCAGCCAUCGUUGUUUGAGUGGCAAUGUUAGCUUAGUGGCGUUUUAAAACUUGAAUCUUAUCACUUCACCAUCCAGCCUGCUUUAUUCCAGUCAGAAUCCCCAUUGGCGAAAUUUUAUAUCUCGAAUAUAAAAUACAGAAUCGUGGUCUUUACAUUCAGCUGAGCAUAUGCAUCUCUAGAUACAUAAUUUAUUUUUUGUUCCUUAUGUGGUUUCGAUCACAAGAGUGUUUGAGAGCGAGAUGCACUAUCAGAGGUACAGCGCUGCUUAAAUGGGUGUGAAUUUGAAUAACUCUUGUAAAUCUUGGCUGUCUUUGUUUGUGUGCUUUUUAUUUGCCCAGAGAAUUAACGCACAAUUUAUGAGUUCUGCAAAGCAAUCCAACCCUCAAAGGACAUGGUUUUAAAAGACAUUUGAAAACCUAGUUUCAGGAUCAUACAAGAAACUAUUACACAAUGAGACUUUUUGUUUCUCCACAAAAAUGUGUACAUAUGUAACAGUUGUGCAGCUUGUAUCUGUUAAUAUGACCCAUGUUGUUUUUCUUUGUUUAUUUCUGGUUUAAAAUGACUUAUUAGUGUUGUGGCUGGUUGUUUCCACCGCUAAUAUGGGUUUGUUUUUCCAAGAGUACAACAGAAAACAUACAAACAGAAAGAAACCUUAAGCUACUAGCAUCAUCUCAACAGAUGCUUUGUGUGACCAUAAUUCUCAUCUGAAAAUUUCACAUGAAUAAAGAGGGUGAGAUGUUCUUAAA
This is a messenger RNA of Triplophysa dalaica, 5876 nucleotides long. It is a transcript of the gene brd2a, whose product is annotated as bromodomain containing 2a. Lineage: Eukaryota; Metazoa; Chordata; Actinopteri; Cypriniformes; Nemacheilidae. Gene Ontology annotation, biological process: regulation of DNA-templated transcription; chromatin remodeling. The transcript has 12 exons. The coding region runs from base 2130 to 4577 and encodes 815 amino acids. The record is from RefSeq and is a predicted model, not a curated record. Gene Ontology annotation, cellular component: chromatin; nucleus.